Molecule: messenger RNA, 3678 nt
Organism: Cyprinus carpio (common carp)
Lineage: Eukaryota; Metazoa; Chordata; Actinopteri; Cypriniformes; Cyprinidae
Product: vitamin K-dependent gamma-carboxylase-like
Biological process (GO): peptidyl-glutamic acid carboxylation
Molecular function (GO): gamma-glutamyl carboxylase activity; vitamin binding
Source: RefSeq, a predicted model, not a curated record
CUACCUAUCUGCGGAGCGUCGACCUUCCAGGGUGCUGUGUGUCUGUUUGUCACGUACCCAACUCUCGUGUGCUGAAGUCUACCUGUGUGUCGGUUAUGAAAGCAUUUCAGUCGGUUUAAGACUGACAAACCUUUUGUAACGUUUAGCGCGGACUGGUUUCAUAACCUGCAUCAUGGAGCCAGGGGCGCGUGACGCGACAGCAGGUGCUCCAUACGUUGAAGCGUCCAGAGUGAAGAAAAAGAGCAGUAAGGAGGAUAAGCAGGAAACCUUGUCCCCGUCAGAGCAGACCAGCGCUAUGAAGCGUCUCUUUGGCUUUGAGAAGGAAGACAUCUCCUCGUGGCAUCGGCUGGUGUGUCUCCUCAAUCGCCCCACUGACCCGGCCUCAUUGGGCAUUUUCCGUUUCUUAUUCGGUAUGCUGAUGGCGCUGGACAUCACCCAGGAGCGAGGCCUGAGUCAUCUGGACUACAAGUAUUUAGAUGGGGCACCGGUGUGCCGCUUCCCCCUCUUCAACUUCCUGAAGCCCCUUCCCAUGGACUGGAUGUUCUUUGUGUAUUUUGUGAUGUUCCUUGGGGCUGUUGGUAUCAUGCUCGGCUGUUUUUAUCGCCUUGCCUGUCUUAUGUUUAUAUCCACUUACUGGUACGUUUUCUUCCUGGACAAAACAACCUGGAACAAUCACUCUUAUCUGUACGGACUCAUCGGCUUCCAGCUCACGCUCAUGGACUCCAACAGAUACUGGUCAGUAGAUGGACUUCGAAAGCCCAGGAAGAGGAACGCACAUGUACCGCUCUGGAACUACACUCUGCUGAGAACUCAGAUCUUCAUAGUGUACUUCAUCGCUGGAGUCAAGAAGCUGGAUGCUGAUUGGGUGGAAGGAUACUCAAUGAAGUACUUGGCGCACCAUUGGUUAUUUGACCCUUUCAAACUGAUCUUGCCGGUUGAAUUGAUCAGUCUGAUGGUGGUCCACGGUGGAGGUCUGAUCUUAGACCUCACAGCUGGCUAUCUGCUCUUCUUCGAUGCCACACGUCCUGUGGCCUUCUUCUUUGUCAGCUAUUUCCACUGCAUGAAUUCCCAGCUCUUUAGCAUUGGAAUGUUUUCGUACACCAUGUUGGCCACAAGCCCUCUCUUCUGCUACCCUGACUGGCCCAGACGCUUUUUCGGCCGUUUCCCAGAGUUCCUCCAGCCCAUACUGCCCUUCGUCUCUCCUGCCCCAAUUCCCAGCUCCUCCUGCAUCUACCCAAAACCACCCAGUGGCUCUGGAGAACAACAACAAGAGGCUCACGCUGCUCCCAAACCCACCACUCCGAGCUUCAAGCACAAGUUUAGAGCCAUCUUCACCAUCCUUUACAUCAUGGAGCAGUUCUUCUUGCCGUACUCGCACUUCAUCACGCAGGGCUAUAAUAACUGGACGAAUGGUCUGUAUGGAUACUCAUGGGACAUGAUGGUUCACUCUCGCUCACAUCAGCAUGUUAAGAUCACCUACAGAGACGGAGUAACGGGGGAGAUGGGAUAUCUGAACCCUGGCGUUUUCACUCAGAGCCGGAGAUGGAAAGACCACGGAGACAUGUUGAAGCAGUACGCCACCUGCCUCAGUGAAAAUCUGCCACACUUCAAUAUCUCAGACCCAGAGAUCUACUUUGACAUUUGGGUGUCCAUUAACGAUCGCUUCCAACAGAGGAUAUUUGACCCACGUGUUGAUCUCGUAAAGGCCGAUUGGUCACCAUUCCGGCCAAAUUCAUGGCUCAUGCCGCUGCUCGUUGACCUCUCACCGUGGAGGACUAAAUUUGAGGAGAUUGAAGGGUCUUUAGACAACCAGACUGAGGUGGUCUUCAUCGCUGACUUCCCAGGCCUUUAUCUUGAAAACUUUGUGAGUGAGGAUCUUGGAAACACCAGCGUUCAAGUCCUGGAGGGUCUGGUGAAUGUUGAAAUAGUGGAUGAGAAGAAGAACUAUAGUUUACAACCUGGUGAAAAGAUGCAGAUUCCAGCUGGUGCGUACCAUAAGGUGUACACGGUGUCUGAAGGGCCUUCAUGUUACAUGUACAUCUAUGUAAAUACUACUGAAGCGGAACUUCAGAGGAACUUCACGAAGCUUUCUGAACUUCAAGAGAAAGUGCGCAAUGGAACAGAAACCGAGCCUCUGCCUCCUGAGCUGCAGCCGCUCAUCACCGGUCUCGACGACCAGGACUCAGACAACAGCGUGAUCGACCCUGUAGUCCGACUCUUCCUGAAACGACAGAAGCGCAUGCAGGAGGUGAAAAAGAGACGAGAAGCUUCUAUGAGCGAAAGAUUCCAGAGAUUUGCCUCCAAGAAAUACUACUCGAUUAGACGAGGGUUCCUGAUGACAGCCAUCGCUUUGCGUAACCUGGCCGUGGGUUUGCCACCGAUUGAGCAACUGACAAGAGAAGUGGCCUUCGCCAACAUGAAGGAGCCCGAGACCGAGACCAAUCAGGAAGAGCAUCUUAAAGAUGAGGUGGGCCACGGAGAGCUGUGAGAAAAGACACUGUUACUAAGCUGCUGGAUGAUCCUGCAGCAAAUCAACAAAUGCUUUAAUAGGUCAGUAUUUUUGAAGCAUUCCACCUUUGUGAAAAAAAAAAAACAGUUUCUGUUUACAGUUUGGUAAUUUUUUUCCUUUUUUAUUAUGUACUGAAACCCAAAAAUUAAGAUCUGUCAUCUUUUACACUCCCUCAUGUUGUUCUAAACCUGUAUGACUGUUGGAUUUUAAGAUUUUAUACUGUAGUGUUUUAUAUUGUAGUUGUAAAAACUAUUUUAUGGUACUUGUUUCUUUUUUUAAUUGAACUUCCAUUGUAUGGAAAAGAGCGGUGGGAACAUUCUUUAAGAUUUCUACUUUUGUGUUCCACCAGUAUCAUACAGCUUGGGAACAACAUGAAGGUAAAAUGAGGAUUUAUAUUUAAAAUGUAGAAUGUAGAACUAUUCCUUUAACUAUGGAAGCUUAUUUCUCCCACAGAAUAAAAAAAGUCGUUGUGACUUAUUUGAGAGUUGCAGCUUUAUAACUCACAGUUCUAACCUUUUUUCUUAGAAUUCUGUAUGUCCAAAUAUUCAGUAAAAACAACAGUUGCUCGUAAAUGCGAAAAAAAAAUUGUAAAAUAAAAAGUCUGUGGAAGAAAUAAGCUGCCAUUCUUGAGUCUUAUUUUUUCUUUCCCCUGGUUACUGAAAUGUGAGUAAAAACACUAAAUUUACUUGGUUCUUUUCAUUAUUUGAGAGUAGAGUAUUUGCUAGUGUAAAAGCUAUUAAUUUACUUUCAUUUUUUCCUAUAUUAAAAAACUAAAGAAUGUUUGAAGCCUACCUUUUUAUAUAUGAACAAAGCGUUUAUCCUACAAUUCACCCUUUAGUGCUCAAGGUAUCCUGCCAUGUAUUGUCUCAUUACAGGAUUUAUGCAUACUUUAAAUCAAAUGCAGUUAGAAACAAUUUUCAAAUCAUCUUUCAAUUGGACAAAUCUUGGCUUUAAAAUGCGCCAAACAUGGACAGGUACCGUAUUGUCUUUAAUGCAUAAGUUUCAUUAUGCAAAAUGCUGCGUUAUUAAAUGCCUGGGUUUUAUGCAACAUAAAGCUUCUCACAGAUUUUACAUGCACACUAUGAUUGUGGGAUUAUGAAAGCAAGAAAGCUGUUCAGAUGGGAUUUGUCUGUAAGUGUCCGUUUUUGAAUAAACAAAGUGCAACACUA